AUGUCUACGGAGCACUGUUUCUGGGACCACAGCGAAAAUUUUACUUUUACAGUGCAUGUAUGUGAAAUGUACCUGUAUAUGCAGACGUUCAUUUCAUGGAUCCAGCAUCAUCAUACCAUACCGUACCAUACCAUACCAUGGGUUCCGGUCCCAUUCGGCAUCUGUCCACUCAUUGUCUUGGACCCUCGUUUCUGCUCCGACGGGAAGUCCCCGGUUGCGUCUGUCUGUCUGCCGGGCGUAUUGUGUUUUCAGGUGGUAAAAUUUGGGAGCUUGGACACUUUUCCCAUUGUGUCAAGCUCGGUUCAGGCUCAGGGUUGA
Molecule: messenger RNA, 318 nt
Organism: Pochonia chlamydosporia 170
Lineage: Eukaryota; Fungi; Ascomycota; Sordariomycetes; Hypocreales; Clavicipitaceae
Exons: 1
Coding region: 1-318 (105 amino acids)
Source: RefSeq, a predicted model, not a curated record